GUUUCACUGGACAGCUUUGCAGAGCCGUGCCAUUUGAAUUUCAGCACAGACAUCCACACACUGUGCUCUCCAUUUCUGGCGUGUCUCCCAGCAGAGUUUAGCUGAGGCUCGGGUUUAGUUUUCCCUCCUCUCUCUCCUCCUUGCAGUGACAGCUUCUCCAGGCUCUGCUAGCCAGGACUCCCAAGCAAUCAUGGAGGAUACCACUUUGCAAAUCAUUGAACCACCAACUGCCUCUGAGGCCUCAGAAGAGCAAGUGCCAGAGGAACCCAUCAAAUCAGAUCAGAUCAAUGGCGUGAUGGUGCUGACCCUUCUGGACAAGAUCAUUGGAGCAGUGGAUCAGAUCCAGCUGACACAAACACAGUUGGAGGAGAGACAGCAAGAGAUGGAUAGCGCAGUGACCAGCAUCCAAGGAGAAUUGACCAAGCUGACAAAGGCACACACCACCACUAGUAACACCGUGAAUAAGAUGCUGGAAAAAGUGCGCAAGGUGAGUGUCAACGUGAAAACAGUUCGGCAGAACCUGGAGAAGCAAGCUGGGCAGAUAAAGAAGCUAGAGGCCAAUGAAGCGGAGCUCUUGAAGCGCAGGAACUUCAAAGUAAUGAUCUACCAGGAUGAAGUGAAGCUGCCUUCGAAACUGAGCAUCAGCAAGUCCUUGACAGAGGGCGAGAAGCAAGAAAAGGAAGGAGAGGGUGAGGAGGUACCUGCAGGUGAGGACAAUGCAGAGGAGGAUCAUCUCCAGCUCUCCUCGGAUGAAGAGGUGGAGAUUGAAGAGAUUAUUGAGGAGUCACGGGCAGAGCGCAUCAAAAGGAGUGGCAUGAAGAGAGUGGAUGACUUUAAGAAGGCAUUCUCAAAGGAGAAGAUGGAGAAGACUAAGCUAAAGACCAAGGAAAAUCUGGAGAAGACCCGCCACAACUUGGAGAAGACCCGCCACAACCUGGAGAAGAGGAUGAACAAGCUGGGCACCAAGAUUGUGACCAACGAAAGGAGAGAGAAGAUGAAAACCUCUCGGGACAAGCUGAGGAAGUCUUUCACCCCUGACCACACUAUCUAUGCCAGGUCCAAGACGGCUGUCUACAAGGUGCCACCCUUCACUUUCCAUGUCAAGAAAAUAAGAGAGGGCGCGGUGGAAGUGAAGGCCACAGAGCUGGUGGAGGUGGGUGGAGAGGAGGCAGAAAACUCGGAUCUGCUGCGUGGGGAGAGCCCUGAGAUGCACACGCUGCUGGAGAUAACGGAGGAGUCUGACGCGGUACUGGUGGACAAGAGUGACAGUGAGUAAGACAGGCCGCAGCAUGGAAGGAUUGUGGACGAACGGCUGAACACAUAAUCAUUCACACUUUGAGAUCUCUUUUUGCCUUGGUGCCUCGGGGAAGUUUUCACAAUGCAUCCUUACUACCCUGCAGAGCCGAUGCCAACCCCAUGCCUUCUAGGACAAGGUGUAUUUUAUAUUUUAGUUUUAGCACACAGAGAAGUUAGGAACACAGGACUGUUUUUCUUACACUGAUAAAUCACCCUUGGAGACCAUUCCUGCUGCAGGCUGCGUGAGAGCUUCCUAGCCCCUCGACCUGAAGAGGGGCUUUGAGUGACAGGGACCCAGCCUAGCUGGAGAGUGCUAAAACCAAGAUAAUGCCUGUACACCUGGGAGACUCACGUGUCCUCUGUAAGCAAAGACCUGGUGUCAAGAAAGCUUCCUGCCAAGCAACCUGCUCAGCCAGCGAGAGCCUGGUUCCCUGCACCAGGCUUGGCAGCCAUCCACACGGGACAGAGUCAAGGGGGCCACGCUGGCCACCAGUUCCUGAGGGUGCCUGGGGCCGCCCCUGCGGAGCAGAAGGCCGGGGAUAUGUCCUAGCCUGGGAGGGAAGAACCGAGCAAACCCUGUGGACAGACAGAGGAAGCGUGAAGCCGGGCAAGGCCACGUGGCGUGCAGGCGGGUCUGCUCCCUUCUGCCCUCCCGAAGAAUUCGACGACCGCGGCAGCGCCCUCGACACCAGCGUCACAAAAGGUCGCCUGCUGCUGGACCUGCCGCCGGGGCGCCUGCUGCUUGCCCCACAGCCCAGCGUUGCGCAGGACCGGCGUGGGCCGCGCUCCCUUUCCGAGGUUGACGUGCGGUGUCCGGGGCCUGGCGGGGCGCUCCAUGGGGACGGGGUCCGAUCCUGUCUCUGCACCGCUGCAGCUGUGUGGCAGCCCCCGAGUCACGCUCCAGGGAGAGGGCCAGGGCCGUGCCAGCACUGGCCGUGGCUCGUUUCCGGGAAGGAAACGGGCCUUGCGUGAUGCCCUGUGACCUGGCCCGAGUGAAGAGGCACACGAGCCUCAGAGAGCAGUCUUGACACCGGUUCGGGCGCUUGACCUUGGGCAGUGCUGAGCGUCCCCCCGGGAGCCUCAGCGCGCCUCGGGCUCACGCCCACACCCAGCGCUUUCCGUCCCCGUUUCCCUGCUCCCUGCCAGCUCCCCCGUCCGUCGCCUGCGGCAUGGCGGCGCUAGGACAGCACGCAGCAGCCCGGGGGGCCCGGGGUGGCCACGCUCCCGCUUCCACGCACGCAGCCACCGCUGCAGCCCUGCAGGAGCGGGCGGCGGCGCAGCCCGGGGGCAGGGCGGGGAUCUGCCUUUCGUCCCCGCGCCCUCCCCGCCUGCUGGGCUCGGCGCUCCCCAGCCAGCACAGCCACUUUCCCUCCCGAGCGGCGGGGAGGCCCGCUCUCGCUAGCACAACUGAGUAUAUAAACCUGCUUUUUCCCCAAGAAGCGUUUUCCUCCUCCUUGUCUAGUGCAUGCCAGGCUGUCCCCAGCCCCCGGCUCCUCUCCUGGCGCCUGCCUGCUCCGGCGCCCUGGGAGCUGCCGCGGGGCCGGCGCCGGCGCGGGACCCGGGAGGGGCGGAGGGCGGCUGCCGCCGC
Molecule: messenger RNA, 2884 nt
Organism: Rhea pennata
Lineage: Eukaryota; Metazoa; Chordata; Aves; Rheiformes; Rheidae
Gene: CAVIN1
Product: caveolae associated protein 1
Exons: 2
Coding region: 191-1276 (361 amino acids)
Biological process (GO): termination of RNA polymerase I transcription; transcription initiation at RNA polymerase I promoter
Cellular component (GO): cytoplasm; caveola
Molecular function (GO): rRNA primary transcript binding
Source: RefSeq, a predicted model, not a curated record